Vigna angularis (adzuki bean) is the source of this 2320-nucleotide messenger RNA. RefSeq names its product expansin-A11. Gene Ontology annotation, biological process: plant-type cell wall organization. The record is from RefSeq and is a predicted model, not a curated record. Gene Ontology annotation, cellular component: extracellular region. NCBI's taxonomy places the organism in Eukaryota, Viridiplantae, Streptophyta, Magnoliopsida, Fabales, Fabaceae. The transcript has 3 exons. The coding region runs from base 1164 to 2027 and encodes 287 amino acids.
AUGAAGACGGAUGUCUGUGAUAACAUCCCAAUGUGGAAUUUAUAUUUGUUUUACAGUAAUACAUUCAUUGCAACAUUUCAUAUGCUUAAGCUUAUAUCAUUUUGGCUUCUUGCAGUAUGCAUUUCACUUUUCAUCAGUUAAUGAAUUUUCAGGCUGUUUAAGAAUGUUGCAGAGAAGUUUGGUACAACUUUCAAUGGAGAUGGAACUCAUAAUUUGAUUGUUCGGCUGCCAUAAUGUCAUCAGGACUGGUUUACACAACAUCAGCAUAUCAUAUUCGCUAGCUGAUGUAGCUAAAAAGUUGAGGUUGAACUCUGCUAAUCCUGUUGCUGAUGCUGAGAGCAUUGUAUUGUAGCAAAGACCAUCCGUGAUAACUGAGGUGAUUCUGAGAUAAAUUACACCCUGCCUUCUUUUGUUGUUUGAGUCUGAUGUAGAAUUGAAAAAGCCCAUAUCACUUGAUUUAUUUAUUUUUCUUGGAGCUUAUCAAAAGAUAAUUGUAUUGGUGACAAGGGAAGAAAUAUAAUAAUGUAAAAAACUUUCCUUUGGCUGGGUUUCUAGGCAUUCGGCAAUUUCAGAUUGCUUGACGGUGCUAUUAUGGCGUAGCAUGGCCCGUGUGAUCAAACUUAUAAUUAUGAACACUCCACUUAAAAAAUGAGAAAAAUUCAGUGUCCAAUGUACAACUGUAUAACAGACUACUGACAAUCUGUAUAGGCAAAAUGGGACAUGUGGACGUAGCUCACAAAAGACGACACUGUCAUCAUUUCCAUGUGAGCCUGUAAAUUAUGAUCUGCACCGUUUGUUCCAUUUGAUAAAACCAUUCUGUCUUUUUAUCCACAAAUUGAGUUACAAACCAUGAGAUCCAUGUGAGACGAAAGAAGUAGACAUUGGGAUCUGUGAGGAGCUAAAGUUAAAUAAUUAGGGUUUUGAAACAUUCACGGCUCUUAUGUGGACAUGUGCGUGUGAGUAGGUUAGAAGGGAUGUAUAAGAGGAAUACUGAAAGAGAACGUGGGAAUGAUUGAAUGGUGUUCAGACUUGCACACAUAGAUUUAAUCUGAUAAAUUAUAAAAAUUGUUUCUUGAGUUCUCUUAUCUUGCAGAACCUCACAUGUGGCAUAGUUGCGUAAGCUAUUCUAUACCCUUAUUUAAACACAGUUUUUGUACUUGGAAAUGGCAAUAAUUGCAAAUACAAUUUCUACUCUCAUAUCCUUCAACCUCAUCAUCUCACUUGGGAUCUUGGGCAUUCAACAAGCUAGAAAAAAAAAAAUGGGCCGAGUUAUGUUUCUUUUGGGUAGCCUCAUUGGAUUAUGCAGCUUCACAAUCACUACCUUUGCCUUCUCACCUUCUGGAUGGACCAAUGCCCAUGCCACUUUUUAUGGGGGUAGUGAUGCUUCAGGCACUAUGGGGGGAGCUUGUGGAUAUGGGAAUCUGUAUGCAACUGGUUAUGGAACUAGAACUGCAGCUUUAAGCACUGCCUUAUUCAAUGACGGAGCUUCCUGUGGCCAGUGCUACAAAAUCAUAUGUGAUUACAAAGCAGAUUCCAGAUGGUGCAUCAAAGGAAGAUCUGUCACCAUAACCGCCACAAAUUUUUGCCCUCCCAAUUUUGCUCUUCCUAACAAUAAUGGAGGCUGGUGCAACCCACCCCUCAAGCAUUUUGACAUGGCCCAACCUGCAUGGGAAAAGAUUGGUAUUUACAGAGGAGGAAUUGUGCCCGUCUUAUUCCAAAGGGUUCCAUGCAAAAAGCACGGAGGGGUUAGGUUCAGUGUGAAUGGGAGGGACUACUUUGAGCUUGUGUUGGUCAGCAAUGUGGGUGGGGCUGGAUCCAUCCAAUCUGUGUCCAUUAAAGGAUCGAAAACUGAUUGGAUGGCUAUGUCAAGAAACUGGGGUUCUAAUUGGCAAUCCAACGCAUAUUUGAAUGGUCAAUCUUUGUCCUUCAGGGUCACAACCACUGAUGGAGAAACCAGAGUUUUCCAAAAUAUAGUUCCAGCAAGUUGGAGUUUUGGCCAAACUUUCUCCAGCCCAGUUCAGUUCUAAGCUCAGGAAAAACUCAACGGCUGAGGCGUGCUUUUUAUUUUAAUGGAGCAGCCCGCCACUCCUCUCAUCUGGUUUUGAUUAUUUGGUGGACUCAACCCAUCAACUCCAACCCCAUAAUGAAGGCACAAUAUAUACAUGCCUUAAUAAAUUGUAUCAAUAGGAAGCUAAAGCUUGUAGAAAUCAAAUAAGCAUCUUUCAGGUUUAAAUUUAUACCAUAAAUAAAUUGUUCUAAUAUGAAUACUAUAGUUCAAGUGGAGUUUGGGAAAAUAUCAGUUCCCUCAAAUUUUCCAUGU